Eimeria maxima is the source of this 4128-nucleotide messenger RNA. RefSeq lists its product as hypothetical. The coding region runs from base 1 to 4128 and encodes 1375 amino acids. The transcript has 3 exons. The record is from RefSeq and is a predicted model, not a curated record. Lineage: Eukaryota; Apicomplexa; Conoidasida; Eucoccidiorida; Eimeriidae.
AUGACAGGCGCUCUGCAUGGGGGUGGAGGGCCCGUCGCAGUGCAAGCGAUUUCAGCCCACAUGAAUCCAGCAGUGAAAUGGGGAAAAGUCUGUAGAAAGCGGCCUCACCUCAAGUUCACUUUUCACGAACGGCUUGGAGAGCCUGUGGUUGACGUCAACUACGCCACUGUCAUGGAAUCUCUCACCUCCUCCGGCUUCACAUGGCAACAGCAGAACGGCCAAAGGCUGCAGUUUGAUUUAAAGCUUAUAGAGGAAUGCAACUGGAUGAAAGCUAUGGCAUGGGAGCAGAAGCAUCCUCUGAAUUGUGAAGAAGGCCCUUUGUGGCGGUUGCGUAUGAUGCCUUCCGAAGAGGAUGUGUCUGUUGCUGAUGAAAGCAGCCAGCUGUUCCCUGGUGUCGCGCAAGUGUGCAGGACCGAGGGAACCCCCACAUUUCCGGUUGAUUUCCCCAGCCGACUUCAAGACAAGAAAAGCUCCGUUCCCAGCAGCAACACCAGCAGCAAGGGAAAGCGCUUCCGAACUCACAUAAUUGGAGUGUUCCAUCACUCGGCUAUCGAUGGAAUAAGCAGGAAAGAAUUUUGGGAUGAGCUCUUGAGAGCUGUCAUUGCUCUCAGUAAUGCAAAGGUCUACGCCGAGUAUGCUUCACGGGUCAAGGCACUUACAGCAGCGACUGCAGUUGCGUCUCAACCCUUACCAAAUUAUCGUCAGCAGAAACUCAACCUGGAACCACAACGGCCAGCACUCACGCCAGCUGCCUCGGCUUCCAGCGUAGCUACGCAGACACCUCUGGCUAGCCCAAGUUAUCGCUGGCGGAGAGGCAGCAGCAACAGCAGCACAUCUACAACAUCCCCUGGCACACUCUAUUUUCGCCGCAGCAGCGCAGGAAACACCAGCUAUAGAGCACUGGCCUUGAGCGAAACGGAUUCCUAUGGACCUUAUGAUUCGCCAUCGGCAAACACGUGGUGUUAUAUCCGGCGGCUGUCUGCAGGUUCUGCCGGAUCCGGAACCAGCUCGACAGUUUACACGGCAAACGAGACGCCGGAAAGUGCACAAAUCCAAAUGAAAAGUCUUCCGUGCCCUCCCACGACAGUUCUUCCGCCUGCGUUGAAUGAGCUGUUCCCAGUUACACCAUGUGUCUCCGUGCUCAGGCCGUUGAUGUGCCCGGGUCACAAUCUCCAUAUAAAGCUGUAUCUCCUGGAGAGGGAAUUGUUGAAGGCUCUGAGAAAUCCAUUCGCAUGCUACUACCCGCCAAAGCGCUUCAAAGCAUGCGGAUCCGAGUAUCAAGCUUACAAAGAGGCGAGCAAAGCAAUUUGUUCCGCCAACGUUUCUCCUGACCAUGGAGUGUACACAAAUCCAGUCGAAUGCCCUCCGCAAGACAAGCAGAAGCAAAUAUUUACAGGUGCUAGACCUAUUCUAGAUAAAGGCAAGCCACAAGAGGAACCAGCCUUUACCGGCUUGGUGACGCUCCGACUGUCGGAGGCUCUUACGGCAGGGCUGAUUGCAGCGUGUAGGGUAAAAAAGAUGACGAUGAAUGGGCUCGUUACAACUGCGGCGGCCGUCGCUCUUUCUCGCAUGCUCUGGCGGAGAAACCAAGUAAUGCAGCAGCACAGCGUCCUUGCUGAUCUCUCCCGUGUUGUUGCUGCUCCCACUUCUGAGCACCAUUGCUGGCCUCUUCGGCACCAUUCGCUAUGGUCCUGUGUCCACCAGCAGCAAAUGGAGCACACUCUAAAGGCAGAGGGCGGGGAGACACCACAUGAAGUGUCUAAUUUUCGCAGUAACGAACAGGUCAACCUGGACACGACCUUGAAUUCUACUUGCGCCAGCUCCGAGCAGGGCUCAGCAAAGGCAGCAAUUUCUGGUAGCACACAUUCUCCAAACAGCUGUGAAACCUGCUCAAGUUUCCCCAGCAAGGUAUCUGAGACCAGUCCUCACUAUUCUUCGGAUCCUUUCGGGCACCAGAGUGCUUUCCCGCUUGUCAACGAAGAGAUUCAUCGCUGCGCUUCACUUGUGGAGCCUCUGAAAAUAAUGCAAGAUGGACCUACGGACAAGGCUAACGAAGGGACGAACGACCGCAUACAGCGGGAUGCUGCGUGCAAGAAGAAAGGUGCGGGGAACUUCCGUUGUGGGUGGUCACUUUCUCACAUUGCGGAAAUGCUGCAGCAGCUGACGCUACGUUCUCCUGUAUCUGGAGAGGGUGUCCCCGGCAUGCCCAGCAGACAAUUUGCACGGCACAAAGGCCCCGUGUACAUAUAUACGCUGCAGGCUAUUAGCGGCAGACGGUGGUUAGACAAGCGGAUACAGGAGAAGCUGCAGAAGUCGACGGUACCAACGAUUGGCCGAAAAAUGAUUCCCAGUGAUGGGAAUCAAUUUGACGAAUUUUUAUUGCAGUAUUUUGUGGUCAGCAUGAGAAGUCACAAGUGCUCGCGGACUCUUGCUGCAAUGGUAGCGGCUUCAGUUGCCCUUAGUGCUUCUGGAAGGUCCCCUUCUCCUAUAUUUCAUAAGCCACCGGCUAUAUACUCAUCCGCGUGCCUGCGGAGGAAUCGAAAUGGAACCAGUUGCAGCAGAAGCAGCAGUGGCAGCAGGAGUGCGCGUUCCUCACAAUGUCUCCAGCAGUGCCCAUACGAACUCGAUGGUGAUUGUCACAAUGAAAGCAAUGCAAUAUCCAGCAGACAUGAACGGCAGCAACGUCUUAACUCUGGAGCUGAUGCAAAACCUGCCGAGUCCAUGCACAUACGUAAGAAGUAUAGGAUUCCAGGAGAACCAGAAGAAUCUCCAGUAGACUUCAACAACGACAAAGAUCUCUGCCUUAAUGACACCAAGGGCUUUGUAGAAACAACAGGACAAAGUUCCCUAUCAACAUCCAGCAGUUUGCAUUGCACGUUUACUAGCACUCUGAGUGCAGAAUCUCUAGAGGACCGUGCAGAGAAGGCAUCCGUAGAUGGCUCAAGAACCAGUGCGAGCAGCACGAGCUGUUCCAGGCGGUUGCAUUCCCACACGCGUACUGUCAGCAGUCGCAUCUCGCGUGGGUUGCGGAUGAUAACACAGUGGCUUUGGGGAACUCGUAAAUCCAGCAGCAACAGUGAGAAUGGCGAAAAACAGCAGCAAGGUAUGGAGCAGCUCCCUCCCUUUGGACUCGGCUCCUAUGCGUUGUUGAUGCCGCUAAAGCUCCGAGUUCCUACGGAAUGCAACAACGAGCCUGACGCAAUAUGGGCUCUUGGCAAAGCAUGCACGGAGACUGUGCAUCGAUUCGUGUCCUUACCUAACCCGUCAUUAGCUACCUUCGAUUUUCAGCUCAUUUCCUCUUUUGCCGAAGAGAUACAGGGCCAGCUGAAGUGCUUACACCCCGUCAGGGACGAUUCUUUCGCGAGGCCUUCGGCAUUUCUCAUCUCAAAUGGAGGAGUUUGGGCUGCUAGUUCCCUCAGCACCUUUGCAGAAAAAAUCCAUGAACAACUUCGAGCUGUGCCGGAAAGGCACCGAAGCCUGCUGCAGCGCGUGCUGCAGCACCAGACGUUUUUGCAGCAAAGAGCCUCCAAGAAACCGACUUUGCCACCCCUGCCUUCGCAGCACCCAGGCGGACCAGGAGCAGCAGAUGCAGGUCUUAGGUCUAAAUGCCAGUGUGGAGGCAAAAACCCAGUCCGUAACAACAAGUGUUCUGUUAGAAGCAGUGGGCAACAGGCAACAUCACCAGUUCUCGCUGCAGCAGCUCUUCCCGCUAGCAGCACCCUCGUUGCCGCUGCAGAUGUCAGGAUACCUGCCGAUCUCAUGCACUCCGGAGAGCAACAGCAGGAUGUAUGCCAUCAGCAGCAGAUGGGAAAAGAGUGCCUAAGCGGAUUAGAGUGUUUGCUGUGGGAUUUGGAGGGGUUGAUGGACUCCCUGCAGCCCUUUGAGCUCUCUGUUGACUCUAGCUGGUCAAUUGUGUGUCAACACAGAACUGGACUAAACUAUUUCGCACAUAACUGCGUCACAAUCAACGGAAGGAUGAACUGGUCCCUGCAGUACCACUCCAAUCUCACGUCACGGGAGAUAGCUGCGCUGUAUGCCGCUUAUAUUCUGGAGGUACUUCAGGAAGCACAUGAUCUGCAUGUUAAAGAAGAGGCACUGCAUCGAGCACGGCAAAUUGAUGGGACCUAA